CUACUACCCUACUCAACAACCUUGACCUGUCCCAACCUCCCAAAAAACAACCUCAUCAAAUACGCAUAGCUCUUAAAACAAAUUAAAUCCAAAAAUAACAAUCAAUACCAUCAACCCUUAAUUGGUAAAAGACUACCCCUCAUAGAUCAACCAAACCUUGCGUUUCUACAUCCACAUUUAUACUGAUUCUUUAUAUAUAGUCUCCUAAUUGUAUGCACGUGAUAUCCAACUUCGAAUCGAUCUGUGUCAAGUUACAAACCCGCAGUUCUUGCAGAGUUUGUAUCGGCAGUAACCAGGCAAUGUACUAUGUCAGAGAACCACAUUGAAGUGGCUUAGUGAAGCCUAAAACGGAAGCAUAGGUCUGUGCGUCUCAUUUACACAACAAUAUAUAGAAAUGAAAUAGUUGAACGCAAUGCCAUCAUGCUUCUCGUUGCUUUUUUUAUUUUCGCUCAAAUCAUUGUGGUGCCCUCCAAAGUGAUUCAACAUGAGAGUGAUGCCAAUCUUGCAGUGAUCUUCUCUACAUGCAACGACACUUCGAAAACCGACAGAAGAUUGGACACAACAAGAUGGAUCUUAGAUAGAUUGAACGUCUUAGGAGGACUAAAACCACUAAACCUUACACUUCAAGCUUACAAUGCUUGCAGCCAAGAAGACUACACAGAGGUACUCUUUGAUGUAUGGAGAAAGAGCUCUAGUGAUGCUUAUCUUGGAGCUGUAGUUGAUGCUGCAGUGUCUACUGAAGUGGAAAGAUUAGCUGAUGACUUGAAGAUUUGUCUGAAGCAGGCUGUUCCAGAUUUUGGGUACUUGGUGAAGAGUGCUGUGCAUCUUUUGGAUGUCUUAGGGUGGACUGAGAAUGUUACUGCUGUUUUUCCUGAUGAGAAACUGUUGGAUGAUGUUUUUGAGUUUGCGAAAAACAAGAGGAUUUGUAUCAGGAAGUAUUGGAUGCUCAAAGAUAACAACUCAACCUAUGAAUACGAAGAUGAAGGACCCCUUGUAGUAUUUGGAGAUAACUCGCAACUGACAAACUUUUUAACAAGUAAUGAACAUCUGCAAGAAGUUCAAAUGGUCAUUGCACCCACAGAUGGCCUUCCACUUCAUGACAUCUCGGAAAAUUUCUACAUGAUUCUUCCAUCUCAUAUCCCAUUGACUGACAGCGUAGAAAAAGUGAAUCUCAUACCUAUAAAUCUUAUAUUCGAGCUGUCUCGACCCAUCUUGAGCUACACAGAGUAUUUGAGAACUUUUCUGAAGAUCCACUGCAAUGAAACAACUCCUAACCUUAAAUGUUUACAAAGUAAAAAUAUACAGUUUUCGAACAAGAACACUUGGUAUACCGAUGAGAUGAUCUUGAAGAUGCUUAAGAUUGAACCAUUGCGAAAUAAUUUUUUGUUCGAGGUUUACAAAGUAGAGAACGAAUCUGAAGAUUUUUUCAAGAUGGGUUACAACUUCAAGCAACCUCUAACUAAGAUGUUCACUUAUAAUAUAUUCGAUGAUCAUCUUGAAAAUCUAUACGAUGUGGAUAUGACCAAUGUUACACCGAAAAUAUGCGAAGAUUUUAACACCUGUAAAUCUUCCUGUCUGAAUUUUGGGGAAAUGAAACAGAAUAUCAAUAUUAUUUUCGACAACCCUGUAGAGUUUCGUUCAGAACCUUUCAUUAUGGUAUUUGUAGCUAUAUCUGCUGUAGGAAUUCUUGUUAAUUUGAUCAUAUUAACGUUCUUCCUUAUUUCUAUCUGUAGGAGAGAAAUUCUUGAGGGGAAUCCUACAACCACGAUUUUCUUGCUUCUUAGUGUGCUUCUCAUGUAUACCUCCGUUCUUCCUUUCUCCUUAAGAGUACAAGAAGAUAACUCAAAUAUUCUAUGCCUUUUAAAAUCUCUAUGGACUUCACUGAGUAUCUGUGGAGCUUUUUCUCUCAUUUUAGCGCGUUGCAUUUUCCUUGCUACCGUCACUAAGGAAAUGGCUUAUAUGUCACACAUCCCUGGUUCUGUGCAGUCCUUCUUAACUUUAUUCAUUUUUGGAGUGCAAGCAGCCUUGAGUUUACAGGUAUUUGAUGACUGUCAAAGAGUGUUUGCAGGCUCGAAUUUUAUUUAUUUCAUGUCGUACAACGUUCUUCUUCUUGUUAUGAUCAUCUGUCUUUGUCCUAUGAUCUUUAAGUCACAGAGGAAUUACAGAGAAGGAAAAUACUUCUUUAUCUCUGUUUUUUUGAUUAUUUUGUGUUGGUGUUUCUGGAUUUCCUGUUAUAAAGUUUUGAACGAUUCGUGGAGAGAUCUUCUGAUAUGCUUUGCAACAAUUUCUACAGCUAGCAUUUUGCAAGGGGUCAUUUUGGUGUCUAGAACGUAUUUGAUGAUGGUAUCUUCAGUUCGUCAUAAGAUGAGAAACAGCUUGCCAAAUGUCAAUGAAAGGAAUGGAGUGUUGGACAUUUAUAGAGCAGAUGCCAGGCAAGUCUAUGAUUGCGUCAACGUGGCUGCAAUAAACGCCAUAUCAGUAGCAAGAGCUGGGAUAACAGUAACGGACUUGGAUGAUGAUAUUUACAACUACCCAACAUUACCAAGGGAUGAAGAUCUAAAUUUUGAGGUUCAAACAAAUUCAUCGAUGCAUCUUGACAAAGUUACACGUUUCUAAAAGAAAGAGAGAAAAAAAACCAGUAUUAAUAUGAGUAUUUUCGAACAUAGCAGCUACUGUAUAAAAAUUAUAUAUGUGUCAAGAGAAAUCUUGGUUGAUAGUUCUAAAGAUGUACCCAUUAUGUUUGAAAUAUGUGGAUCUCCAUGAUACAAUGUUACUCGAGAGAUAAUAUACUGGUCAACAUAUUUCGUUACCCAUAGAAAUAUUUUUAUGAUAAUAUAAAUAUAUUAUGUUUACUUUUCUGAUAUUUUCGAAGACAUACAUAUUUUUAUAUUUAUUUCAUUAUCGAUAAAAUGCAGAAUAUGAAUUCAUGAUAGAUGUGUUAAUUAUA
Messenger RNA from Harmonia axyridis, 2947 nucleotides. It is a transcript of the gene boss, whose product is annotated as protein bride of sevenless. NCBI's taxonomy places the organism in Eukaryota, Metazoa, Arthropoda, Insecta, Coleoptera, Coccinellidae. Gene Ontology annotation, cellular component: membrane. Gene Ontology annotation, molecular function: adenylate cyclase inhibiting G protein-coupled glutamate receptor activity. Bases 421 to 2616 code for a protein of 731 amino acids. The record is from RefSeq and is a predicted model, not a curated record. The transcript has 4 exons. Gene Ontology annotation, biological process: G protein-coupled receptor signaling pathway.